Magnolia sinica is the source of this 1723-nucleotide messenger RNA. RefSeq names its product protein DETOXIFICATION 27-like. Gene Ontology annotation, molecular function: antiporter activity; xenobiotic transmembrane transporter activity. The transcript has 8 exons. The record is from RefSeq and is a predicted model, not a curated record. Bases 16 to 1512 code for a protein of 498 amino acids. Gene Ontology annotation, biological process: xenobiotic detoxification by transmembrane export across the plasma membrane. Gene Ontology annotation, cellular component: membrane. NCBI's taxonomy places the organism in Eukaryota, Viridiplantae, Streptophyta, Magnoliopsida, Magnoliales, Magnoliaceae.
UCCUUCUAAGCGAAUAUGGUUGAGCGAAAAGAAACAUUUCCUUUGCUACUUGAGCCCGAAAUCAGAUCAAAUGAAGAAAGGGAAGAAGAAGAAGAAGGUAACUUAAUUGGCAAGGUUAAGGACGAAUCCAAGAAACUAUGGCAGAUUGCGGGCCCCGCUAUUUUCUGUCGGAUCGCCAUGUACUCCACGAAUGUGGUGACGAUUGCAUUUAGUGGUCAUCUCGGCAACGUAGAGCUUGCAGCCAUGUCCAUAGCCAAUACCGUCCUCGUCGGAUUCAAUUUCGGUCUUUUGCUAGGCAUGGCAAGCGCAUUGGAGACUCUCUGCGGCCAGGCAUUCGGGGCCCGCCAAUACUCCAUGUUGGGCAUCUACCUGCAGCGAUCGUGGAUCGUUCUCUUCCUCUGUUCACUUCUCUCGCUGCCCAUCUAUAUCUUCACAACACCGAUCCUCAAACUGGCAGGCCUGACGGAUGAGAUCGCAACACUGACGGGGACCGUCGCAAUAUGGAUCAUCCCACAGCACUUCGCCUUGGUUUUCCAGCUACCUAUAAAUAGAUUCCUCCAAUGCCAGAAGAAGAAUGCAGUCACCGCAUGGACGGGGGGAUUUGCGCUGGUUGUUCAUUUAUUCAUAAGCUGGCUGUUUGUAUAUAAACUUGAUCUUGGACUGUUUGCGGCGGCGUUGAUGACGGGCGUCUCAUGGUGGCUGAAUUUGGUGCUUCUGUUUGCGUAUACGACAUGUGGAGGCUGUCCUCUCUCGUGGGCUGGAUUCUCUUGGGAGGCCUUCUCCGGCUUGUGGGAGUUUAUCAAGCUAUCGGUCGCUUCCGGCAUCAUGUUAUGCUUGGAGAACUGGUAUUAUAGACUGUUGAUCCUGCUGGCUGGUUAUAUGAAGAACGCUGAGAUUGCAGUGGAUGCCCUUUCAAUAUGCAUGAACAUCAAUGGGUGGCAAUUGAUGAUUCCUUUCGCAUUCUUUGCAGCUACUGGAGUGAGGGUAGCUAAUGAACUUGGGGCGGGCAACGGGAAAGCAGCCAAGUUUGCGACGAUCGUUGCUGUGGUAACUUCGAUGGUGAUAGGAGCAAUCUUCUUUGCUCUAAUACUAGGCUUCCAUGAUAAGUUUGCUCUCAUCUUCACCUCAAAUGAGAUCGUUAUCAAAGCAGUCGACAAAUUGUCAAUCUUGCUUGCCGUCACCAUUCUCCUUAACAGCGUGCAGCCUAUUCUCUCAGGUGUUGCGGUCGGUUCGGGGUGGCAAGCACACGUCGCAUACAUAAACAUUGGAUGCUACUACUUCAUCGGACUUCCGGCUGGAAUUAUAUUGGCAAUCUUGUUCAAUUUCGGAGUUGCGGGUAUAUGGAGCGGCAUGAUCGGUGGGACUCUUAUCCAAACAUUGAUAUUGGCCAUCAUCACAAUCCGGUGCAAUUGGGAUAUGGAGGCUGAAAAGGCUAGGAUUCGCCUUGAUAAAUAUGGGGGCCACCACGUGUUAGAAGUUUCAGACGGCAGUAAAGACUCCACGGUGUCUUAAAACCUCAUUAAUCUAGAGAUUUGAAAUGUAAUCUUUGUUUGAAAUAUUGAUCUAUUUUCUAAAAUAAAUUUCAUUUGUUUAGUUCCCAUGUUUUUUUUUUUUUCAUUGGAUUGUCUAACAAAUUGCAUUAGGAUAAUAAAAAUGGAAAGGAAGUGGACCCACUUGAUCUACCCAAUUCCUUGGGGUCAAAGUUAGUAUGGCUCACCCUCCA